AUGAGAGUUAGAAAGAGACAAAGCGAGCGACUUUUAGACUUUAACUUAACCUCUUUAACCAAAUUAGUAACAAUAAGAAUGAAUUCAUUUUCACGCCUUUUUAUCCGUAGUUUAUCAUCUUUAAGCGCACCCCCGAAAAUUUGUAUAGUAGGAUCAGGCCCCGCUGGGUUUUACGCAGCCCAACACCUCCUAAAACACACCCCGGAAGCAAAGAUAGAUGUAUACGAAAAACUACCAGUUCCUUUUGGAUUAGUUCGCUUUGGAGUGGCCCCAGAUCAUCCUGAGGUUAAAAAUGUAAUUAAUACAUUCACAAAAACAGCCCAACAUCCAAAUGUAACAUUCAUUGGAAACGUUAAAUUAGGUGUUGAUGUUAAAUUGAAGGAGUUACAAGAAGCUUAUCAUGUUGUGUUAUUGGCUUAUGGGGCUGAUAAAAAUAGGAAAUUAAACGUCCCAGGGGAAGAAUUAAGCAAUGUUAUCCCUGCCCGAAGGAUUGUGGGGUGGUACAACGGAAUUCCAGAAGAUAAAGAUUUAAAAAUUGACCUUAAAAAGUCAACUGUGGUCAUUUUUGGGCAAGGAAAUGUUGCAAUCGAUGUUGCAAGGAUUUUAUUGACCCCAAUUGAUGUUUUAAAGAGAACUGAUAUGACUCAAUAUGCAAUUGAAGCUCUUUCGGAGUCUCAAAUUAAUGAGAUUUAUUUAAUUGGAAGAAGAGGUCCUUUACAAGCUGCUUUUACAAUAAAAGAAUUACGCGAGAUUUUAAAAUUACCUAAUUGUAAAACAACUUGGAAUCUUGAUGAUUUUAUUGGAGUAAAAGAUGUAAUUUGUAAUUUAGCGCGCCCAAGGAGACGAUUAACUGAAUUGAUGCUUAAAUCUCUCUCAGAAUCGGAUUUAAAUCAAAAAAAUAAAGUUUUUAAACCCAUUUUUUUCCGCUCCCCGCUUAAAAUUAAUAAAAACAACGUAGUUUUAGGUGUUAAUAAGCUAAUAAAUAACCGCGCUGUUUUAACUGACACAAAAGAAAUCAUUAAUUGUGAUUUAAUCAUAACUAGUAUUGGGUAUAAGAGUGAUCAAGUCGAUUCGGACAUUCCGUUUGAUGAGGAAAAUGGGGUUGCUAAAAAUAUUGAUGGGAAAAUUAACGAGGGGCUUUUCACGACGGGUUGGUUAGGAACUGGGCCAAGCGGGGUUAUUUUAACGACUAUGAGUAAUUCUUUCGGUGUGGCGGAACGAAUCAGUUCUGAAAUAAAUUCGACGAGGUUAAAAAAUAAAUCGGGAUCUGUUUAUAUCUUGGGAUUGCUGAAAACGCGUAAUGUUAAGGUCAUUUUUUGGGAGGAUUGGGUUAAAAUCGAUCUGUACGAGCAAGAUGAGGGGAAAAAACUGGGGAAACCCCGAGAAAAAGUUGUUGAUUUUAAUAAAAUACUUGAAAUAAUUUAAA
Molecule: messenger RNA, 1426 nt
Organism: Onthophagus taurus
Lineage: Eukaryota; Metazoa; Arthropoda; Insecta; Coleoptera; Scarabaeidae
Gene: dare
Product: NADPH:adrenodoxin oxidoreductase, mitochondrial
Molecular function (GO): oxidoreductase activity
Source: RefSeq, a predicted model, not a curated record